UGGGUCAGGGUGCCAGGGUGAUUCAACAGGAACAGACGGGGUCUGGGCAGUCACCCACUAGUCCACACGGAGAAAUCCUCCCCCACCGUAGAAGCUCAACAACAAGGUCCCACUCGAGAUGAAGGCCGUUUCUUCAUCAAAUGGUGGCUCCUGGCCGGACGUCAACUUGGGUAAAUUGUACAAAGUGGCCUCGGAAGUGGCGCUGCCUGCUAGGUUCCUGGGGAGGAUACUGAACGCCGGCCUGGUGCUCUUCACCAACCUCCUGGCCGCGGUGGUGGGCAGCGGCCCGGCGGGUCACUUCCACCUGCCGCUCAACGCGCUGGUUCUGUUCGGCCCGCUGCUGAGCCUCUGGACGUCCAGCUACAGCAUCUUCGCCAACAGGAACCACUUCCUCUACAGGAAGUUCCUGGUGUCGGCGUGGGGAUGGACCUUCUGCGUGGCCGGCUCCUUCGUCGUCCUCCUCUCCUACUCGGCGCGGCGCUCCGCCCUGCUGUCGCUGCGCCACCUAGCGCGUCUCGCCCUCACCGGGCUGCUCUGGUGGGGCACCGGGCGUCUGGUGUGCCUCCUGGAGGACGCCGCCGGGACCUGCUUCCAGCCCGUGGCGGCGGCGGCGGGCGGGGGGAGCGACCUCGCCGGACAGCCCCUGCUGCUGCUGCAGGAGGCCCAGAGCAAGGCGUCCUGCCUCCGAGCGGGCCAGGUGUGGCGCGGCUACGAAGUGUCCCAGGACACCCUCACGCUCUGCCUGUGCUGCCUGCUGCUGGUGGAGGAGAUGGCCGCGUUUGGCCCCCAUGUCCUCAGGGCGGAGGCCCCGACGGGACCCCCCGCCGGAGCUCCACUCAGGAUCCUCUUCCUGCUCUGUGUGUUCCUGUUGACUCUCUGGCUGUUUCUGCUGCUGUGUCUGCUCGCAUACUUUCCGCAGUUCCCUGCCCAGCAGCUAGGGGGCGCUAUAGCCUAUCUGGGGUGGAGGGGGCUUUACCAGGGUUGGUAUCGCCUAAAGCCCAGCUGGUUCUGUCCCGGUCCGCCAGGAGUUGGACUGGACUGAUAAACAUAAGUCUGGCAGAUAGAUUUCUAGUUUAUGAUUAUGUACACUAAUAGUGCUUUGAGAAACCAAUAACUUCUGACAUGAGAAAGGCCAUCCAUACUGAGACUGAGGCCUCCUACCCGGAGCAGGGGUGCAGGAGCAGACACACCGGUGUUUUUACUUGUGUGACGCGUGUCAACACGCACUGGAUACCAGUAGAAGCUCUGCCUGCCAUGUUCCGUUUCUUGUUUUGAUCUGCUGGUGCUUGGACCCACGUAGUCCACUUAAGAAAUACCUCUUUGAGAAGGCUUGAGAUGCAGAUACUACUUUUCUUCACACCCGUUUUCCUGGAAGGUUCAGCCAAAGAAGUUCUAAUAUAUUUGUUAUCACUGGAGAGGCAGAGUUCUCCUUCAUCCGGUGCUUGAAACUCAUCUGUUUUGGUGGAAUAUCUUUUCAACAGUAAAAAACCUUUUUGAAAAUGUCUGCUCCAGUUAAGUGUAUCAGAUUUUCAUGCGUGUUGUGGAGUAGAGACGUGACGACUAUGUUCAGUUAUUUUCCGUGACCUACUCCCUGAUGUCUAUUUACUGGUACAUAAACAUUCUGCAUACUCACAAGCUCAUUUUAAAGUCAUUAUUGGUAAGAACAAAAAUUGAGAAGUGACUUUUUGAGAAACACAAAAAGCAAACGCUUUAAGGCAGUUUUAUUGAGUAAUUUGAAGAUCCAAAAGAAAGGAUAUAGCCACAGAGAAGGCUGAACUGAAAACGUAAGUGAUAGAAUGAGAGUGCUGUUUCACUGUUACUAAAUGACACUGAACACUGAAUGUAUCCAGAGGAAUACAACCAGCUGGUUUUUGUGUCUUCAGCAGAGUGAAGGCCUCAGUAGAUGAGAGCCUCAGUAGAUGAGGGCCUUGGACGCCCCCUUGGGCUUCAUGAUCUUGUCGUAGUUCUUGUUAAUGAUGUCAAACAGCACCGCCUGCAGGACAGAGAGACAGAUAAGACUCCAACCUCUGUCUCGCUGGGCUCGUCAGCUUAGACAAUAGGGAUAAGGACGGACUGAUAACAAUAUGACGGAACGAAGGUCGGCCAGUUCCUCUAAUCAUCGUCUAUUUUAGAGACCGCUCAUUAAACACAGGGAAGACCGCGGAGAGGAGACCCAACCAAUCAGGACAACACAGCGCUGAUCAAACCCAGCCCCCGCCCCUCUUAAGACGCCCCUCCUCCCAGACACCAGCCCUUCUCAAACGGCUGUGAGGCCACAAAUGGAAUUUAUUUUGGGCACAGUUGGGUUUGAUUCAAUAGACGGGACAGACCCUCCGGUCUUGCGAUUCAUAUUUCAGUGUUGCACAAACCGUUUGUGCGACAGACUGCACAAUAGUGUAGUCUGUUUGACUACACCAAUGAUUCAAACAGACUGUGAUGCCAUUGGAUUGUCCAAAUAGAUGCAGGAAUAUCCAGCCGAACCCAGAGUAUGGUGUCUUGCACGACCCGAUAAUAAAAACAAUACGCUGCAGUGGGUUUGGUUUGUAUGAAUGCGUUGCGAGGGCUGAAGGAGAACUGGUGUCCUUGUGCCCAGAAGUAACACCUCUCUCCGUUAUUAAGACGAGUGGCCUUACGUAGGUGUUGCGGAUCUCCAAAACCACGAGGCGCAGCUCGCUGUACUGGUACUGGUCGAGUUCAUGGACCAGCUGUCUGUAGUCUCCCUGUGAGGAGCAGAAGGAGAGCCCCGUCAACAUCGGUGCGGACAGGAAAUAAUCAAAUAAGAAACGAUAAGCUGGCUCCUGUGAUAAGAACUAUUUCUAGCACAUAAAAUAAGGACCUCAGCCAAAUCCUUCCCCCCAAACCCUGAAGCGAGAGGAUUUGAUUUGAAGUGAUGAGGGUCAGGGUUAGACCAAUAACAUGGUCUUCUUGUACAGGAGAUGGGUUAGUGCUCAGUUACAUUUACUUUUAGGGCAUUUAACCGAUGCUUUUAUCCAAAGCGACUUACACCGGUUAAUACACACAUUGACACACCGACAGCAGAGUCAACCAUGCAAGGAGACAGCCAGCUCGUCAGGAGCAGUUAGGGUUAAGUGCCUUGCUCAGGGACACAUAAACACUCUAGCUAGGAGGAGCUGGGGAUCGAACUAGCCACCUUUCGGUUACAAGACAACCGGUCUACCUCCUGAGCUAAGCCUACCCUACAGGAGCUCUGUCUGUACUGACCACGUGGGGCUGUUUGGAGGCCUUGGCCACGGCGUCCCCUCUCUCGCUGUAGUACCUGCAGAGCGGAACAGAGGAACACAUCAACCCUCUGGCAGCAGGCCAUUUGCAUCGUCUGAUAAAUCAUGCGUGACAGGAUGGUAUGAACGGAGCCUCACUUUGAGAUCUGGGUCUGGAAGGCCUCUAUCUUGGUGCGUGUGAGGGUCAGCAUCUCAAACACCUUCUCCUGAAGAGGGACGUGGAGAGAAACCAUGAGACACCCGUCUCCACAAAGAACCAGGAACGUAACCGCAUAGAACGGGCCGACGUGACCAUCCAAGAUCACCCGUCACUAACCUGGACCGCCACUCCAAAGUUGUUGCCAUCUUCAAUUUGAGGAAUCUGCAGCUGCAUCCACAUGGAGACCUGCCAGGGGGAGAGAAGCACAACAUCAGACCCUCUGAAGGCCCAGGAGACCGCCGUAAAGGCCUGAUUAUGGUCCAACGUUCCCGUGGGACCUGAACGUGUUGAGUUUCACCCUUGGAGGGUGAGUGUGAGUGAGUGAGUGAGUCUGACCAUGUUGAGUUUCGCCCUCAGAGGGUGAGCGAGUGAGUGAGUGAGUGAGUGAGUCUGACGUGUUGCGAUCCUCCCUCAGAGGGUGAGCGAGUGAGUGAGUGAGUG
This is a messenger RNA of Gadus chalcogrammus (walleye pollock), 3879 nucleotides long. Its product is annotated as fat storage-inducing transmembrane protein 1-like. The record is from RefSeq and is a predicted model, not a curated record. Bases 119 to 1042 code for a protein of 307 amino acids. Gene Ontology annotation, cellular component: endoplasmic reticulum membrane. Lineage: Eukaryota; Metazoa; Chordata; Actinopteri; Gadiformes; Gadidae. The transcript has 2 exons. Gene Ontology annotation, biological process: lipid droplet organization; phospholipid biosynthetic process; lipid storage.